AUGACGUCAACUUGGGGGCUUCUUGCCCAUGAGCACAUCUGGCAUCAUAACUUUUCGUUCAUGAUCUGGAGCUUGAUCCCUCUUUCCUCUUAUUCUGAUCUCUUGUUUACGGUCUCCAGAUUUAUGGUAGAUUGUUUUCGCUUGACGAGGCGGCCAGGUAUGUUUUUACCCUGCUUCUACUCUCGUAACCUGUGAUCCUUGGCCUUAUCAUCCAUUUCUAUCCUCCGAGGAUGAAUCGUCACUAUCCUUCUUUGGCACCGUGUUCACAUUGCGUCUCCUGCAGCCAGUGUGUUGUGUCUAGGACGUAAUCAGUCUCUAUCAGCUUCUCGGCAUUCCCCUACAUCUGCGUCCCCUUGCACGGAGAUCUGGCAGUGAGUCGUUCUAACGGCAUCGCAACUUGUCAAGGACCAUCGGAGAUCCCCUACGUAUCAACUCAUGGCCUCGGGCUUGGACAGAUCCAGGCGCUACUUCUCACUUUCUAAGUUCAAUGAUAGGUACAGACCAACGGAUUACCUCCGUUUGAAUGACUGAUUGUGGCACAUCUAUCUAUUCGACGACCCUUAGAUUCGGAAUGGUGCUUUUGUAGUUUACCUAAAUCCGUGUCAGCGUUUACUGCUGUCUUACUCGGCACCGGUGACGAAUGGAAGUAGACAUUAUGAUCGCACAAUACCGAUACCUUCCUUAGCUAGCCUUGGCUUCGCUGAAUUGACUCCGCCAGUGAGCCGAU
Heterobasidion irregulare TC 32-1 is the source of this 727-nucleotide messenger RNA. RefSeq lists its product as uncharacterized. The record is from RefSeq and is a predicted model, not a curated record. The transcript is spliced from 2 exons. The coding region runs from base 1 to 195 and encodes 64 amino acids. Lineage: Eukaryota; Fungi; Basidiomycota; Agaricomycetes; Russulales; Bondarzewiaceae.